AUGUCAUCUAAUGGCUUGAUAGCUCCAUUAAGCUCCUCAGGAGACUCUAAAUCAAUGGUAUCAGGCUCCUCAGCUAGCUAUUUAGGUCCAAGAGGAUUAUUCAACAUCACAAGCACCCCUCUCACCAUUGUUCAUCAAGUAGCAAAUCCAACAGACAUCAUAGGUGGCCCAAUUCCAAGCGACGAGCCUCGCACUAAGUCUGAAAGAUCGACUAAGGUGUAUAUAGGUAAAAUUCCUUCUGGACUAAGUGACUAUUUCAUGGAACAGCUCUUUCUAGAAUGCGGGCCUAUCAACAGCUGGCGUAGAGUUCUUGAUUCUUCCGGUAAACCCUUAUUCCCCCUCUGUUAGAGAAUUUUUUUUUUAAAAAUUUGUAGUAAAUUUUUUAUUCAAAAUUUAAAAAACUCAAUUCGAGGUAAUCUUAAAGAAAAAACACUAAUUUAAUUUGUAAAUUUUAUGUUUUAAAAUGCAGAUUAAUUAAAAUUAAAAUGAAUUAGCUAGAGAUUUCGUUAUAGUAAUUAUCACUUACAUAUAUAUAUUUUUUCAUAAAUAUUUUUUAUUAAAUCCAGAGGGUGGGUUUUAGGCCCAAAAUAGGAAUUUUUAAUGAUUUUGUCCAUUCAAGUAGGGGAGUUAGGUUUUGGCUUUGUGGAGUUCCAAACAGUCGAAGGAAUGCUCAGAUGUCUACGUCUAAUGAACGGUCUUUCAAUAAAAAACUCCAAACUUAUAUGCAGAGUUGACAUGCAGACUGAAUUUUUUAUCAAGGAAUGGAGCGAUUUAAAGCGAGCUGACUGGGAGCGUAAAAGGUGGGACAAUAUUAUGGACGUCGACCCAAAUUCAGCAAAAACUUGGGAAGAAGACAUAGUAAAAGAUGAUGAAAAAGUGUCCUAUACGAUACAAACAAGCAUAAGAAACUUUGAGCAAAAUACUGAUGAUGACCCCAGUGAAAGAGAAGCAGAUAAGUAAUUGAUAUUUAGGGAGCACCCAAGAGAAAAAGAAAGGGAAAAAAGAAUACAGGCGAGAAACAGAGACAGAGAGAGGCAGUUUAAAGAUAAAGAAAGAGAGUGGUUAAAGAGAGAAGAAAUCAAAGAAAAAGAGAGAGCAAGAGAGAGGGAAAAAGAAGAAGAGAGGCAGAGGGAAAAAAUAAAGAUGAUGAGGAGAGAUAUGGAAUAUGAAAGCGAUUUAGAAGAAAUUGUCAAGAAAAAAAAAUCUUCUAAAUAUGCAGCAAGAAGAGAAGAGAGGGCAAAACAAAGAGAAAAAGAAAAAGCUGAAGAUGAACUUAAUGCAAGAAAAGAGUUUGAAAUGAUGUUUCCUGGUGUCGCUACUGCAGAAGAAAAGUUAAAACAAGCACAAGAGCUAGAAGAAAGGCAAAGACCUGAAAACGAGCAUGAAUAUACACUGAGAGAGCAUAAAGAUUUAGAAAUUCAUGUUACCUCAAUUGAAGAAUCUAAAGCUCUGCCAGCAAGCACAGCUACAAAAUACUUUAAAGUUGACCAAGAAGACGAGCAAGAUCCACUUUUUAAAAGAAAUAAACCUCUUUCCCUCCCUAUUUCAUUAGAAGAUGAAACUCCAAACCCAAAACCGCCUCAAGAAAUCCUAAUGACUGAAACCGAUUUUGACAAAAAAUUCCAAAGCUACAAGCAGCUUCUUGAAAAAGUGCCAAAAAGACGCUCAGAGCUCUUUACGUUUCCUUUAGCUUGAAAUAGCUUAGCACAAAACAGAAUUUUAGAGAAAAGACUAGGACCAUUUGUAUCCAAAUUAUUUGUGGAAUAUUUAGGACAAGAUGAUAGAAGCCUCGUGCAAAUGGUCAGCAAGAUGGUUGUCAAUAGAGAAACCCCUGAGAAGAUUUUAGGGAAAAUUGAGAAGUUCUUAGAUGUGGAAGCAGAUGUAAGGGAUAUUUAGGCUUUUGUUAAGAGAAUGUGGAGAAUGUUGGUUUUUGAGCAUCUCAAACUUGAGGUCUCACAUGCGAUUUCUUAUAGCGCUUUCCCGAGGAUGACGCGGAAUGGCGCCAUCCUCGGGAAAGUCAACUAAGCAUCUACACGGGAACUGGGAGUUCCACGUGUGGAUGCCAUUUUUGACAUGUGGGAUCCAAACUUCCACAUGUCAAAAUGGCAUCCCCACGUGGAACUCCCAGUUCCCGUGUGGAUGCCUUCCUGGCUUUCCCGAGGAUGGCGCCAUUCCGCGCCAUCCUCGGGAAAGCGCUAUAG
Molecule: messenger RNA, 2201 nt
Organism: Blepharisma stoltei
Lineage: Eukaryota; Ciliophora; Heterotrichea; Heterotrichida; Blepharismidae
Source: the annotation of a GenBank genome assembly